AUGCCGCGUAAAAGCAUCAAUAGAUUCAAAAGCAUUACCAUCUCAUCUCAGCAGUUCAUGAAUUUCACUACUUCAGUUUCCCUCUCCUUAGUAAUCAUGGGGGUGCAGAGCAGCGAAGGCCAGGUGAUGUUCUCCUCCAUUGCCCGGCUGCAGCAGAGGUUGAGGGAGCUGGAGAGGAUCAGGGAGAAGCGGGAGGAGAGGCUUCUCCACAUGCUUGCCCCUCGCCCUGCGGCCACCGCCUCCCCGAGGGAGAUGCCCGUGAAGUGGUUCUUCCACCCGGAGCUGCUCUACCCGUGCAGGACGCUGCAUGACACCACUACCGCUGUCGCCGCCGCCUCCUUAUUCCCGGCCGUGCCAACCACUGUCUGUGAAUGUAAAAGCUUCCAGCCCCAUGGUGAUAGCAACCCCAUCGCGGUGGAGCUGUGGCCCAGUAAGACCUACAACUACAAACAUGUGUUACCAGAAAGAUGA
Molecule: messenger RNA, 471 nt
Organism: Miscanthus lutarioriparius
Lineage: Eukaryota; Viridiplantae; Streptophyta; Magnoliopsida; Poales; Poaceae
Source: the annotation of a GenBank genome assembly